AUGCUGGCUUCAAUCGAACUUUUUCGAUCCAUCGAGAGCUUCAUAGCGUCGUUUUCGUUCCAGUCGGUGGAUCAUGAUACUAGCGGCAAGGAGAUUCAGAAACUCUCUCUCUCGCCAUGGAAACGGCCUUUAGAGAUAAUUUAUGACCUUUGGGCCAAUGCAAGAGAUGAAAAUAUUGAUUGCGCCUACGAGGCUUUGGAUGGAAAGAAAAUCUAUUUAUCAGGAGUUUCCCAAACCUUCUUCUAA
Molecule: messenger RNA, 246 nt
Organism: Microthlaspi erraticum
Lineage: Eukaryota; Viridiplantae; Streptophyta; Magnoliopsida; Brassicales; Brassicaceae
Source: the annotation of a GenBank genome assembly